CAGGAGGUGUUGAGGCCACCCCAGUGGUGGCACCAGAGCACUCCAGGGUAGCAGACCCGGGGCCUUCCCUCCCAACCGCGUUGUUCAUGGAUUUUGUCGCUGGAGCUGUGGGAGGUGUCUGCGGUGUCGCUGUGGGCUACCCCCUGGACACGGUGAAGGUCAGGAUCCAGACGGAGCCAAAGUACACGGGCAUCUGGCACUGUGUCCGGGACACAUAUCGCCAAGAGCGGGUGUGGGGCUUCUACAGGGGCCUCUCGCUGCCCGUGUGCACCGUGUCCCUGGUUUCGUCUGUGUCUUUCGGCACCUACCGCCACUGCCUGGCACACAUCUGCCGCUUCCGGUACGGCAGCGCCGAGGCCAAGCCCGCCAAGGCCGACAUCACGCUCUCAGGAUGCGCCUCUGGCCUCGUCCGCGUGUUCCUGACGUCACCCACUGAGGUGGCUAAGGUGCGCCUGCAGACGCAGACGCAGCGGCGGCCCUCGGCCUCGGGGCCCUCUGCUGCGCCCCCGCUGUGCCCUGCGCCUCCUGCUGCAUGUCCGGUGCCCACGUACCGCGGGCCGCUGCACUGCCUGGCCACGGUGGCCCGUGAGGAGGGGCUGCGCGGCCUCUACAAAGGCAGCUCGGCCCUGAUGUUCCGGGAUGGCCACUCCUUCGCCACCUACUUCCUCUCCUAUGCCAUCCUCUGCGAGUGGCUCACCCCCACUGGCCACAGCCAGCCAGAUGUCCUGGGUGUGCUGGUGGCCGGAGGCUGUGCAGGGGCCCUGGCCUGGGCUGUGGCCACCCCCAUGGACGUGAUCAAGUCGCGCCUGCAGGCGGACGGGCAGGGCCAGCAGCGCUACCGGGGCCUCCUGCACUGUGUGGUGACCAGUGUGCGGGAAGAGGGGCUGCGGGUCCUUUUCAAAGGGCUGGCGCUCAACUGCUGCCGUGCCUUCCCUGUCAACAUGGUGGUCUUUGUCACCUAUGAGGCUGUGCUGAGGCUCACCCGGGACCUGCUCACAUAGCUCGUCCCGAUACCCAGCAGCCAACCUGCCAGCAGCUGCCAGAGGUCGUAGCAGCUGGAGGAGGCAAAGGGGAGUGUUGCUGGGGUCGGGCUCUCACAGGGCCACCAACCAGGACUGCUGGGAGCCUCCCUGUGCCGGUCAGCCAAGGCCUGAGCUUGGCCUGCCCAGCCACUGACCACAAGAAGGUCCAGGGGCUGAUCUGCCUUCACCGCAGGGUGGCCUUAGGGUCACACGAGCCAGGGAGAAGCAGGCCUCUGUUACUCGCGAGUCAUGUGCAGUCGGUCGUCAUUUGGUCAGUUGUCCGUUCCGGCUUCCCUAUGGCCUCUGUCCUGAUCCACGCCUUCGGAACAGCCCUCCAUUGGCCCAGCCACCCUCCACCCUGUCCCAUCUUCCUGCCCCCACUGCCAUUUCUCCCACGCUCUUCACACACUGUCCCCUCAGAGGUAGGCGCCGCUGCUCUCCGCACCAGCCUGGGGCUGCGGUGAGCCCGAGCCGGGCUGGCACCAUGUGUGGCUCCAGGCCCGGCUUGUUCUCUGCACCAGGCUACGCCGAGGGGACACUGCCAGGACAGCCGUGCCACCUGGGCUUUGGCUCUGGCAGGGGCCUGGGGUCACGGUCCUUGCCCGGGAAUGUAGUGCACCCUCGCUGCUCGCAGCCUCGCUCUGCCUGCAGAUGCCGCACCUGCCCGUGAAGACCCCAAAGGCCCCUUCCGAGCUGUUGUCAAUAAAAGGUUUCUGAGGCGGC
Messenger RNA from Lemur catta (Ring-tailed lemur), 1745 nucleotides. It is a transcript of the gene SLC25A47, whose product is annotated as solute carrier family 25 member 47. Lineage: Eukaryota; Metazoa; Chordata; Mammalia; Primates; Lemuridae. The transcript is spliced from 6 exons. Gene Ontology annotation, cellular component: mitochondrion. The record is from RefSeq and is a predicted model, not a curated record. Bases 87 to 1001 code for a protein of 304 amino acids. Gene Ontology annotation, biological process: transmembrane transport. Gene Ontology annotation, molecular function: transmembrane transporter activity.